UUUAUUGGCGGAAAUGAAGUUCGAAGGGUAGGAAACUCUGUUUAUUGGAAAUCAAUUAUUUUUUUGCUUUUGCGAAGUAUUUAAUUUAAAAAACAUACAACAGAGUUUUGGAAACCCUAUUUUUUGGCUAAAAUUAAGUUCGAAGGGAAGGAAACUCUGUGAAUGGCGGAAAUGAAUUUCAAAGUGUAGUCAAAUUAAAAGCUGAUUACCAGCGAUAGCAAAAUUACAAAUUUAAAAUUGUCUCCAUAUACAUAUGUAAGUUAACGUAACGUGUAGCAGCGUGCUAUAGAAGGUGCUGUUCCUCUUCCACCGACGCAAUCGGUGCAUCCAUACCUGCAUACAUACAUACAUACCAUAUGGUACAUACAUUAGAAGAUGAGCGCAAGCAAGAGUGAGGUCUUAGCAACAGCUUUCCAUGCUCUCCGAUGUUUUCUAUUGCCAAUUGCCGUUCUUCUAAAAAUGCGCGGGAAAACGCAUCUUUCGCAUCCAAAGGAGUGGAAUGCUCUCCAACAACAAUCGAUGCACCUAAUUCAUUUUACGUCAGCUUGAGAUCAGAGUGAAGUGGCAGUAAGAAUCAAUAAAAAGGUGGACGUGGAAUCGAUUAAUGAGGAAUAAAAAAUACUUAAACUAAAAAAGACUAAAACACUUAAUUUGUAUAUUAACAUAUAUUCUACCACCUAAGUUGCGGAGAACAUUAGGCGUAGAGAAGACUCAUUGUGUGCUAAUUGGUAAAUAUUAAAUGCCGUCUAGGUGAAAUCAUCGGCGAUCAAUUCCAGCAACUUCGAACCGGCUGCCCUAUUAUCUCUACAAGUCGUUCAUAACAGGACGUCAUACUAUUUAAAAGGCUCAUUUAUCAUAUAUCUUCUACACCCCAAGUGCGUUGAAAUAAAAACAAAACAAAAAAACGAAAAAUAAGUUAAUGCCAAAUUCUUUACAAAUAUUUAUCUUUGCUUAUAUUUAUAAUUAAACUAAAAACGCUGGAAUUUACAUAAUCAAAUCUUCGUUUUAUAUAAACAACAAAAAAAUGGCCGAAGUCGAUGAACUAAAUAAGGAUUUCGAAUGUGCAAUGAAACAGUUCGAAAUAGCUCAUCAGCAUUUGAAUUACCGCGAGAAAUCCAUUGCUACCGAAUGGAUAAAAAAAUUGAAGAAAGCCAACAACUCGAUAGAAGAUUUAAAACUACGUUUAGAUUUCAUCGAUUAUUUCAUCAAUUGUUCCAAAUGCAGCAUUUUCAGUACAGAACCAUUCAAUAAAGUGCCGCAUCCAAAUGCUCCUUUGCAGAAGUUACGCAAUAUGCUGCCAACCAGUCAUAAAAUUCGUAGUGUUGACGCAACUUCCGAUGAACAGCGUAAACUUUAUGUUGAGGAAAUGUUCGAUAAUAUGGCGGAUAGAGGUGCCUUUCUCUCCGAUCAGCCAGUGCCAUUGGACGGUACAUUCUUCUUGGUGAUUAUAAAUCAAAAAUAAAUAUUCCAAAUCAUAUAUGUUUUAUGUUUUAUUUAUUUACAAAUUUAUUUCCGAUUAAAAUAUAUUGCAUAUGUAUGUAAAAUUUAUAGUUGUAACAUAUAAUAUAUACAUCUUAUGAUUAUAAAAUCUCUGUUGAACAUUUGAAAGAAAUACAACUGACUAUAGAUUGCAUUGUUGAAAUAAUUAUAAUUCCGUUUACUCUAUUCUUAAUUUAAUUUAAUAUUAUUUAAUUUAAUAAUCUUAAUUUUAUCUAAUAAAAUGCUUACAACCAUCAAAGUCUCUAAGACGUAGAUAUUUAUACACGUUUUCACUUAUGCCUAAUAAAGUCUAUAUUUACAAUUUAAUAAAGUUAAAAUUUUUCAAUACAAUAAAUAUAUAUAUACACAAUUAUUUUGGAUGCAAUUAAUAGUAAAUGCCUUUUCAAGUUUUUUAAGCGCAAAGCAAAUAAAAUUUGAAUAAAAUCUUAUAAAUCAGCUAUCCAAACAAAAACGAGUGGAUCUUUAAUUGAGCAUUAAAAUUAUACUUACUCGUAAGUGUCUUGAGCUGAACACGAUUUAAUUAAUUUUUAGUAUUAAAUAAUUAAAUAAAUCAAUGAUAUCUCAAUCAAGCAUUGUACCUGAUGAAAUGUUUAGAAACUAAAAUAUUUCAAAAAUUUAUUUAAAAAAUAUACGAAAUAAUAUAAAACCAAAUAUAAAAGAAACUAGAAAAAUAAAUAAAAAAUAAUAUUAA
Bactrocera dorsalis (oriental fruit fly) is the source of this 2191-nucleotide messenger RNA. RefSeq lists its product as uncharacterized. Bases 1025 to 1462 code for a protein of 145 amino acids. The record is from RefSeq and is a predicted model, not a curated record. NCBI's taxonomy places the organism in Eukaryota, Metazoa, Arthropoda, Insecta, Diptera, Tephritidae. The transcript has 3 exons.